Molecule: messenger RNA, 1156 nt
Organism: Zymoseptoria tritici IPO323
Lineage: Eukaryota; Fungi; Ascomycota; Dothideomycetes; Mycosphaerellales; Mycosphaerellaceae
Exons: 3
Coding region: 14-1156 (380 amino acids)
Source: RefSeq, a predicted model, not a curated record
GCAAUUGACCGCUAUGGACCUUGGAGAAGAUGUAGCCAGGACGACCACACUCCUCGAAAACAAUCCCAAGCUUCGACUGCCAUCUACGACCGAUCCUCCCGGCGAUGCGAACCCGCCUGUGCAAAAGACAUGGCUGAUAUUCGGUGCUACGGGCCAUAUCGGUCGGUCGCUCGUCAAGGCAGCGCUCAGCCAUGGCGACAAUGUGACAGCUGUGGGUAGGACGAUGGAGAAUAGCGUGGAGCAGAUGCAAGGCUGGCAUAAACGAUGUCUGGGUCUUUUGUGCGAUGUGAGAGUACGGAAUACAGUCGAGGACGUGAUACAGCAAAGUAUAAAGCGGUGGGGUAAGAUCGAUAUAAUUGUGAACUGCACCGGAUAUGGAGUCAUAGGAGCAUGCGAGGACCAGGACGACUCAGACCUACGCUCCCAAUUCGAGACGAACUUCAUGGGCACUCUCAAUAUUCUUCAGCUAUCCCUUCCGCAUCUGAGAGAGCAAGCGGCGAAGCGCAAACCGGAUGAGAAUGCCGGGCGAUACAUUAUCUUCUCCUCAACCUCCGGUGCACUCGGAGUUCCCGGUCUUGGACCCUACUGCGCGACCAAGUAUGCCACGGAAGGCUUGAUCGAGAGCAUGCUGUAUGAGAUCGAUGCGUUUGGUAUCAAAGCGACACUCGUUGAACCAGGCCACAUGCGUUUGGACGAACCUACCGGGUUGGACGACAAAGCUUCUGAUGGCGGUCUCACUAACGGGAACAGCGUCAAGAUCAAGAAAUAUGGACACUUUCUCGUCAAGACUCCUUCAGCACCAUAUAAUACUCCAACCGCACCAGCGAACCAUGCGAGGAGGAUUGUCCAGUGGCUAUCAGAUCGGCAGCCGACAAGCGCCGUCAAGUCUGCAGAAUUGGUCUGGCAACUGGGUCAUUGCAGGUUCCCGCCGUUGAGACUAUUACUUGGGACGUACGCCGUGGAAAGCGUGAGAGACCGACUACGGAGCGUGAUUGAAGAAAUCGAAGACUGGAAGCAUCUGCAUUUCCCCACUGGAGAGGACGAUGGCAAGGUCAAGGAGGAGAAGGCUGGCGACAACGAUGACGACAUGGAAGAUGCCAUGGAUCUUGGAGAAGACGGAGGCGCGGAAGUCAAGGACGAGGAGGAAGAGGGCUGA